GGCGCUUCCGGCGGCGGCCGCGGCUGUCGGGGUGGAUGUGGAGAAGCCCCGUGGUCUCUGGGUCCUGCGGUGUUUCAGGGUCGUGUUGGUGUGGCGUGCGCAGGAGGCGUAGGCCCGGCGGCGUGGAGGUGAGGAACUCGAGACCCAGAAUGGUUUUUGUUCUCUUUCCUAGCCACAGGCUAAACUGAUUUCAGUCUGCGGUCUGUCUCAAUCCCAUCAAAACGUACACUGCAUUGUUCCUUCUCUCCACGGUGGUCUCACAUCUGAAACAUGGCUACGGAUUGGCUGGGCAGUAUUGUGUCCAUCAACUGUGGAGAUAGCUUGGGUGUCUAUCAGGGAAGAGUAUCAGCAGUGGAUCAGGUCAGCCAGACCAUUUCUCUCACCCGGCCUUUCCACAAUGGAGUGAAGUGCCUUGUGCCAGAAGUCACUUUCAGGGCAGGUGACAUAACGGAAUUAAAAAUUCUGGAGAUACCAGGUCCUGGAGAAAACCAACAUUUUGGAGACCUUCAUCAGACAGAAUUAGGGCCCUCUGGUGUUGGGUGCCAAGUAGGUAUCAAUCAGAAUGGCAUGGGCAAGUUGGUCAAGAAGCCAGCCUCUUCCAGCAGUGCCCCUCAGAACAUCCCUAAGAGGACAGAUGUGAAGAGCCAAGAUGUUGCCGUCUCUCCCCAGCAGCAGUGCUCAAAGAGCUAUGUGGACAGGCACAUGGAAUCCUUGAGUCAGUCCAAAAGUUUCCGUCGUCGGCACAACUCUUGGUCUUCUAGUAGCAGGCACCCAAAUCAGGCAACUCCAAAGAAAAGUGGCUUAAAGAACGGCCAGAUGAAGAAUAAAGAUGACGAGUGCUUUGGGGAUGAUAUUGAGGAGAUCCCAGAUACCGAUUUUGAUUUUGAAGGGAACCUGGCCCUUUUUGACAAAGCAGCUGUGUUUGAGGAGAUUGAUACUUACGAGAGGAGAAGUGGUACCCGUUCCCGGGGCAUCCCAAAUGAGAGGCCUACUCGGUACCGCCAUGAUGAGAACAUUCUGGAGUCAGAGCCCAUUGUCUAUCGUCGGAUCACAGUGCCCCACAACGUGAGCAAGGAGUUCUGCACAGACUCUGGCCUGGUUGUCCCAAGUAUUUCCUAUGAGCUGCAUAAAAAGCUGUUGUCUGUGGCUGAGAAGCAUGGCUUGACUCUGGAGCGGAGACUGGAGAUGACAGGCGUGUGUGCCAGUCAGAUGGCACUGACCCUCCUCGGAGGGCCCAACAGGUUGAAUCCCAAAAAUGUUCACCAGAGGCCUACGGUGGCCCUGCUAUGUGGGCCCCAUGUGAAGGGGGCUCAGGGUAUCAGCUGUGGGAGGCACCUAGCCAACCAUGAUGUCCAGGUCAUCCUCUUCCUGCCCAACUUCGUGAAGAUGCUGGAAUCCAUUACCAACGAACUGUCUCUCUUCAGCAAGACCCAGGGCCAACAAGUGUCUAGCCUCAAAGAUCUGCCCACCAGCCCUGUGGACCUGGUGAUCAACUGCCUGGAUUGUCCCGAGAAUGCCUUCCUGCGGGAUCAGCCCUGGUACAAAGCAGCCGUGGCCUGGGCCAACCAGAACCGGGCACCAGUACUCAGCAUAGACCCUCCUGUGCAUGAAGUUGAACAGGGCAUCGAUGCCAAGUGGUCACUGGCUCUGGGCCUACCUCUGCCUCUGGGGGAGCAUGCAGGCCGCGUCUAUUUGUGCGACAUCGGCAUUCCCCAGCAGGUAUUCCAGGAGGUGGGCAUCAGCUACCACUCGCCCUUUGGCUGCAAAUUUGUCAUCCCGCUGCACUCCGCCUAGAAGGGCUCUGGGCAGGCUGGACCCUGCAGUCCCCUGCUGCUCCUGACAACGAACGCCUUAAGGAUAUGAAGCUUCAUGGACCUUGUUUUUUCUCUUUUUGGUUUCUUUCUUUGAGAGAACAGCUCAUAUUUAAAACGGACCUGUCACCUGCCCUUAGCCAGGGAAAGCUUUCUCACUGGGUGUGCGGGGCGAGUGGCAGGCUCCGUGCACAGUGGCUCCAGGCAUCGGCUACACUCGGCCCCCUGCGUGAUCAGGUGGGGCUUUGUUUACAGACAUAGGCAGCUCACAGACUGUGUGUCAGGUUUACAGCCGCUGGGCCUGGGCGAGCGCCUCACGGGGUGGGGCAGCCCUGUUUGGGGCCUGAGCUGGCUCUGGUGCCGAGCUUGUGGCUCUGUCUCCCUUGCUUCCCUCACAACCCCAGCUAAGCGGCCCUUCCUCAGAUCACGUAGAACUGGCUGCACUGCAGUUGUCCACUAGAGGGCAGACUUGCAGUCUCCGUUCCGUUGAGGGCUUUGAGGCCUUCCCUCAGCCCCGCCACAGGUUGAUUUGGGGGCUUUUGACCCUUUCUCUUGA
Physeter macrocephalus (sperm whale) is the source of this 2367-nucleotide messenger RNA. It is a transcript of the gene EDC3, whose product is annotated as enhancer of mRNA decapping 3. Bases 271 to 1794 code for a protein of 507 amino acids. The transcript has 8 exons. Gene Ontology annotation, biological process: deadenylation-independent decapping of nuclear-transcribed mRNA; P-body assembly. Gene Ontology annotation, molecular function: mRNA binding. The record is from RefSeq and is a predicted model, not a curated record. NCBI's taxonomy places the organism in Eukaryota, Metazoa, Chordata, Mammalia, Artiodactyla, Physeteridae. Gene Ontology annotation, cellular component: P-body.